AGGUGUCUUACCGUAACUCCAAAGACCGCCGCAAUGUCUGAGGGAUUUGAUAUUCUCAAGCCCACCGAGGCUGACAUCCAGAAGCUGCUGAUGGCCAAGGUGCACUUGGGCGCUUCCAACUGCACCACCGCCAUGAGCAAGUACGUGUACAAGCGCCGCUCGGAUGGUGUCAACGUGAUUGACCUGAACAAGACCUACGAGAAGAUUGUUUUGGCCGCUCGCAUCAUCGCUGCCGUCGACUCUCCCGCCAACGUCUGCGCCAUCUCCGGCCGCAACUUUGGUCAGCGUGCCAUCCUCAAGUUCUGCAACCACAUUGGUGGCGCUUUCCCCAUUGCUGGUCGCUUCACCCCCGGUGCCUUCACCAACCAGAUCCAGAAGGCCUUCCAGGAGCCCCGUCUGCUCGUCUUGACCGACCCCCUUGUCGACCACCAGGCCGUCCGUGAGGCCUCGUACGUCAACAUCCCCAUCAUCUCGCUCUGCGACGUUGAUGCUCCUCUGCGUUACGUGGACGUUGUCAUCCCCUGCAACAACAAGUCCCCCCACGCCAUUGGUAUCGUCUGGUGGAUGCUUGCCCGUGAGGUCCUCCGCCUCCGCGGCACCCUCCCCCGCGAUGCCGAGUGGGACGUCAUGCCCGAUCUGUACUUCUUCCGUGACCCUGAAGAGAUCAAGAAGGAGGAGGAGGCCGCCGCCGCCGCCAAGGAGGCUGAGGAUGACACCGGCUACACCACCCAGUGGGAUGAUGCUGCCCUCGACGCCGACUGGUCUGCUACCGGCACCGGCAACUUCGCCGCUGCCCCCGCUGAUGGCAACUGGGGCGCCACCACCGGUGGUGACUGGGCUGCUGCCGGCGGUGAGGAGUGGACCAACUAA
This is a messenger RNA of Monosiga brevicollis MX1, 870 nucleotides long. RefSeq lists its product as uncharacterized. Lineage: Eukaryota; Choanoflagellata; Craspedida; Salpingoecidae. Gene Ontology annotation, cellular component: 90S preribosome; ribosome; cytosolic small ribosomal subunit. Bases 34 to 870 code for a protein of 278 amino acids. Gene Ontology annotation, molecular function: structural constituent of ribosome. Gene Ontology annotation, biological process: ribosomal small subunit assembly; cytoplasmic translation. The transcript has 2 exons. The record is from RefSeq and is a predicted model, not a curated record.